AUGACAAAACAGCUUCAAAAAUUAGGCGUAACUGACAAGCGGUAUUGCUAUAAAGCGGAUGGCAUAUUUAUCAACAGCAUCAUCAAGGACUUUGAAAUUUUACUAAUGGAGGUAUCAGGGGAGUAUAGCAAUGGUGAUCAAGCAAAGAUCAGCUUUGAUCAUUAUAAGGCAUCAUUUGGUCUCCAAUCAAUGCUUACUUCAAUUGCUCAGGAAAUUUUAAAGAGCAGCUGGGAUACCUUUAAACGUUAA
This is a messenger RNA of Mycotypha africana, 249 nucleotides long. RefSeq lists its product as uncharacterized. The transcript has a single exon. NCBI's taxonomy places the organism in Eukaryota, Fungi, Mucoromycota, Mucoromycetes, Mucorales, Mycotyphaceae. The record is from RefSeq and is a predicted model, not a curated record. The coding region runs from base 1 to 249 and encodes 82 amino acids.